Messenger RNA from Leishmania major strain Friedlin, 1971 nucleotides. RefSeq lists its product as hypothetical. The record is from RefSeq and is a predicted model, not a curated record. The coding region runs from base 1 to 1971 and encodes 656 amino acids. NCBI's taxonomy places the organism in Eukaryota, Euglenozoa, Kinetoplastea, Trypanosomatida, Trypanosomatidae. The transcript has a single exon.
AUGUCGAUGCAGCUCUUCAGCUUCGGGCACCCGUGUGAGCACCAGCUGCACAGGGCGUGCAUUGGCGGAUUGAACUGCCCACUGAACGGCUAUCCAGACACGUGGUGCUGCAGUUUUAUCAAGGGCAAGAUCAACUUCAAGCGCGACCGCCCAUGCGAGGGGCCGAGGUGCCACUGGGACUACGUGCACCCCUCACAGAGCCAGUUCGAUGAGGUGACACAAGUGCUCGAGCAGAGCCGUCCCAUCGCCGCCAAGCUGGACGAGGCGAGCGACACCGACCUACUUUCCUUCAACAUCAGCAACCCGCAUAUUAUCGACACCGUGCAGUGCGCACUACACAUGAUGCGGCAUCCGCCGAGCGUGUGCGCUCGCCGAGUCGGUCAGCUGCUCGCCUACGCCGCCCUCUUGGCCGGUGAUCAGGACGUCUUUGUGCAGUUGCUGAAGACGAUGAAGAAACCUGUCGAUGGCUACAUCCUCGGUGCGUAUGCGUUCCUGAGACAGGGCAAGGCUGGCCAUGUCGGCAGUGCGGGCAAGGGCGGAAGUGGCAACGGCAGCGGUGUAAAGAAGCAGAACAAGAAGAAGGACGGCAAGGAGGACAUCACGGCAACGCUCGCGAACAUUAUGGUCGAACUCAUGAACGCAGCGCUCAGCCUCGGCGGCCAGCUCGUCGAUCGCGAGGAUCAACACGUGCUGCAGGCAAUGCUCAUCCAGGCACUCUCCACUUACCCGAAGAGCGACAAGCGGCACCAAGAAAUGUUAGAAAAAGCUGUUGCAAAGUUCGGCCACCGUAGGCUCGAGGACGAGGAAGAGGCGGCGGCUGUCAAGCGCGAGGCGGCGAAGAAGGAGACAGCGACGACGGCGAGCAUGGCAACGAGUGUCGCUGCCCCCACAGCCGCCGCAACGGCACUGAAAAUCAGGCAGGAGCCAACGGAGGCCCCCACCCCAAAUGCCGUCACCGCCACUGCUAGCGCUGGCAGCGCUGUCUCUGCCGUCGCCGCUAUCAACGAGAGCGUAGAUCCUGCCACUGGUGAGGAGCCGACCACUGUGACGGCAUCACAUGUCCCCGCAGCAGCAACAGCGACGGCCGAAACCGCAGCGGCGCCGGCAGCCCAAGCCGCCGCCGGUGUUGCUCGCAUUGCCUCACGGAGCAGUUUCGCCGCCGCCGCACCAGGAGCUGCGGCAGCGGAUGGCUCAAUGAGGGCUGCCGUCCCCACAGUGCUGCCCGCAUUAGUGGGAGAUGCCGUGGCGAUAGCGACCGGCACCGGCUCCGCUGCCGCCGUCCAACUCCUUGGCAUUGCGACAUCAAAGGCGACUGUCUCUUCCAUCCCCAGCACACCCAGCCGAGUAGCCCCUUCGACACCUGGUGCUACUCCAGGGCCGAUCACGUUCAGCACGGCCAUUCAAGUCCAACAACAUAAUGUGAUGCCGGUGCCGAUCAAUGCACUAGCGGGACAAGGUUCCGCGAUGGGUGCUCUGGGCCUGCAGGCUACGACAGCUGCUGCGACUCCAGCAGCCUCUACACCCGCGCCGGCACGCACGGCGAUAGUCGGCAUCAGCAAGCUUCACCCGUACUUGGCCGGGCGUGCCGCGAAUAUGAGAGACGAGGUGCCCGGGCUGUCCCCGAUUUACGACCCCAAGAGCCACUCCUCGGGACUGUUCAUCUGCGGCGGGCAGUUCACCGUGGAGCCGCUUGUGUGGAACUACGCUCCGCUGGGCGAUGCCGCUGCGAACCGACGCUUGGACAGUCCCACGCGUGAGUACAUGAGGAUCAAGGAGGAGAACCGCCAGCAGCGCAGAGAAGCGAGGGAGGCGCAGGCAGCGCGCCUUGCUUCGAUCGCAGCCGGCAACCUCGCGUCUACCUCGGAGCGCUUCCCAAACACCUUCUCAAUCAACUUGGCUGAUAGCGAGGACUCCUGUGCAUGGAACGACCCAGACUGGCAAGGCUCUUCCUCCGACUUUUCUUUUGACUAG